UCACUCCUCACAACUGAAUGCUCGCAAUUUUUCCGGCAUGGUUCAUAAUCGAAGACGACGAAGCAAGAAACGUUUCUUUCAUUCCAUUUCUGAAACUGUGGCUACUUUUUAACCCAAUUGUCCCUUUUUUUCAUCUUCUUUCGUACCAAAUUUCCCCAAGAAACAUGAGCUCUAUCACUGCCGCCGAAUUGAAUUACAUUGUCCACCGUUACCUUACUGAAUCAGGUUUUCAACAUACAGCCUUCAAUUUUGGAUUCGAGGCAGCUAUUAACAAGUCCACCAUUGAUGGAACUAAGGUUCCACGUGGAGCCCUCGUUACUAUUGUACAGAAAGGGAUUCGAUAUCUUGAAAUGGAAGCAAAUUUGAACGAUAAUGAUACAGAAGUAGAUGAAGAUUUCUCAUUCAUCCAACCAUUUGAUCUCAUCACCAAAAAUGUCAACCAACUAAGACAAAUUGUACAAGAGAGAAGGAAAGGUAAACAAAAGGAGAAAGAAAGCGUGGAGAAAGAGAAAGAUGUUAAGGAUAAACCAAUCAAAAGGAAACUUAGAAAACUGAUCAUAGAUGAUGAUGAUGAAGAAGAAGAAAAAAAUGUACAAAACCUGCCAAAAGGUAAGUUUCUUGAAUAUCUCAUUUCAGUUUGAACAAAUUAAUAUCUAAUCUUUCUAUUUGUAGGACCCACACAACUGGAUAUUUCUACCUCUUCAACACCUCAAACUCGUGUGAGGAUUCUUAAAUCAGAGGUUUUGAACUUGAAAGGACACACAGAUGGAGUUCUAGACUGUGCUUGGCAUCCAUCUGGUUCACUUCUUGCAUCAGUGUCUGAAGAUUCUACAGGUAGGAUUUGGACAAUUCCAGAGAGGAGUAAUGACAGAUAUAGUUUACAACAUGGGCCUAUUAAAUCAGUUGAAUUAAAGCAUUCUAAAGGUAGAACAAAAGAAAAAAACAAAGAUGUUACAACACUUCAUUGGAAUAUGGAUGGAACCCUUCUUGCCACUGGUUCCAUUGAUGGAAAAGCUAGAAUUUGGAGUACAAAUGGUGAAUUAAAGAGGACUUUAAUCAAGCAUAAAGGACCUGUAUAUUGUAUUAAGUGGAAUCAAAAGGGUGAUUACCUUGUUACUGGAAGCAAAGAUGAAACUGCAAUUGUAUGGGAAAAGAAAGAUUAUGGAAGUCAACAAUUCAAAUUCCAUUCAGGUCCUAUUCUUGAUGUUGAUUGGCGGAAUAAUUACUCAUUUGCGUCGAGCUCAACUGAUCACAUGAUUCAUGUUUGCAAUAUUGGUGAAAAUCAGCCUGUUAAAAUCUUUUCUGGGCAUCAGGGUGAAGUUAAUUGUGUGAAGUGGGACCCAACAGGUUCACUAUUGGCUUCGUGUUCUGAUGACACCACUGCAAAGAUUUGGAGUAUGAAGCAGGAGAAACACAUUCAUGAUCUAAGAUAUCAUACUAAGGAGAUAUACUCAGUGAAAUGGAGUCCAACUGGGCCAGGCACCAUUAAUCCGAACAAAAAGCUAUUGUUGGCAAGUGCAUCAUUUGACUCGACAAUAAAUCUAUGGGAUGUAGAAUAUGGAAGAACAGUGGUAAACAUGAAUGGGCACAGGGAUUGUGUGCAUACGUUGUCGUUUAGUCCAGAUGGGGAGUAUUUGGCGAGUGGGUCGAUGGAUAGGUUUUUGCACAUAUGGUCGGUAAAAGAUGGGAAGAUUGUAAAAUCGUAUAAUAGCAACGGGAGUAUAUUUGAGGUGUGUUGGAACAAAGAAGGUGAUAGGAUUGCAGCGUGUACAAAUAACAACAGUGUUUUUGUUUUGGAUUUUAGAAAGUGAUAUAUGAUACAUGAUCCUCAUCAUCCAUGUAAAAAUGGCGAUAGAUAGAUAUUGUGUAAAUGGUUAGUUGUGUUUGUGUACAGACUAACUACAUACAGUGUAGACCAAAGUUACAAACUUGUAGUUGUCAAUGUUUUGUUGACUUGAUCAUAUGAGGAACAAAGAUAUAUGGUAAAGAAAGG
This is a messenger RNA of Lactuca sativa (garden lettuce), 1993 nucleotides long. Its product is annotated as WD40 repeat-containing protein HOS15-like. Lineage: Eukaryota; Viridiplantae; Streptophyta; Magnoliopsida; Asterales; Asteraceae. The record is from RefSeq and is a predicted model, not a curated record. Gene Ontology annotation, cellular component: histone deacetylase complex. Gene Ontology annotation, biological process: regulation of transcription by RNA polymerase II. Gene Ontology annotation, molecular function: transcription corepressor activity; protein binding.